AUGACAAAACUACACUAUUCUGCACUAGAUGCGGACAAUUCCGAGAUAAGACUCUUCGAGAUCGCCCCUGGGGACGGCGACGAUGAGAUAUGCUGCUCCCUUAGCGUGGUGUCUCUCAAUAACCAUCCGCGAUUCGAGGCUUUAUCGUACGUUUGGGGAGAUCCUUCCAUCAAGAAAAAUGUCACAGUAGACGGGGCUUCUCACCUUGUUACCGUGAACCUCGAGUCAGCGCUCCGCGAUUUACGAUACCCGUCAAACAGAAGAACGAUCUGGGCGGACGCGAUUUGCAUCAAUCAGGAUGAUCUUGAUGAAAAAAACCACCAGAUUCCUCUAAUGGGUGACAUCUACCGCAAGGCAUCCCAAGUUGUUGCUUACUUGGGGCAUUCAAACCCGUACUUGGAGUACUUUGGAGACUGGUCACGCAUGUAUUCUGGCAGACAGCCAUUGCUCAGCUCCGGAUCUUGCAUCCCGCAGAAAGGUGCGAGAGAAGAGGCCAUAUUGACCCUAAAGUCAUUCUUGGGGUGCCUCGAGUUCAUCUCCCAUCCAUAUUUCAGCAGGAUGUGGACUUUUCAGGAGUUUCUCCUGCCAAGCCAAAUGCCAAUAUUUGUUAUGGGAAAGAUGUCAUUUCAGAUUGCCCACACCCCCGAGCUUACUUGGAUGGAUCUGUUCAUGAGACUUGCCAACGCCGCAAAGGACGCGAGUUGGCGGCUAUCGGGAUCAGUUGAGCCUGAAGCCCAAGAACUACGGCGCCUUUAUUUAAGAGGAGUAGCGCAGUCUGUAACGGGCUAUGAUCUGUCCUUGCAAUUGACUGCUAUGGGAGAAAUCUUGGCGGGACCACGUGAAUUAUCCGUGGCAAAAUUAUUUCAGAUGACUAUUCAUCGGAAUUGCUACAAUCCUCGGGAUAAAAUCUUUGCACUUCACUCGUUUUUCCAAAAACUGGUCCCGGGAAUUUGUGCACCAGACUACAGGAAGUCUGUGGAUGACGUUCUUUUGGAAACCCUUUCCAAACUUCAUCAACAUAUGCCUCCACUUAUACGGCACUUGAUGGCCACAUGGGGAUUCCGAGCUUCCAGGGUAGAACAUGCUUCAGGCCCUUCAUGGCUUCCAGACAUCACUGCGACAGAUUGUCCGCUUAUCUACGACGCCCGACCUACAGUGGCCAUUUUGCGGAUUUCUGAAGACUUUCUGACCUUACCCUUAGGAGCUCGUUAUAUUGGGAAAUGCCAUCGCUCUUUGAUAAGCUUAGGUAGUAACCCUAUGGUGAUUCUACGACGCAUUGCUCGACUCAUGUAUUCCGAUGGGGAAGAUCUAUACUCCUUCGCAGGCUCGGAAAUUAGAAUGAGAGGGAAGGAACAUCGUUCUGAACGGAUUUUUUACGCAUUACAGGCAUGGACCCCCACGCGGCAAGACACAAGUCCAAGGGUUGUCCAAGUGCUACUUUCCAUUUUUACCACUAUCGCACAACACGAGGACGUUAGGAAGUUGAAAGAUAUUCCGCUCACCGCAGAACAGAAACGGCGUUUCCCUAUGCUCCUAUUAUGGGCGAAAGAUUAUUUGAUCGACAAAGCCUUUUUUUGGACUGAUACAGGGCUUUUUGGAAUCAGUUCGGAGAGAUUACGGGAGGGCGACACAAUAGCACUUGCACCUGAACUUCCUCGUCCCUUUGCAGUUCGUACACGCCUUGGUGCCUCAGACCAAUCGAACCACUAUUGUAUGGUUGAUUGGGCAUUUGUUGAUGGGCUCCAAGGUCCGACCAUGGAUCCCAAACUUAUAAGCGACAUCCAAAAAACACCUUUGAGCGACAUCCUCAUUCACUAA
Molecule: messenger RNA, 1818 nt
Organism: Clonostachys byssicola
Lineage: Eukaryota; Fungi; Ascomycota; Sordariomycetes; Hypocreales; Bionectriaceae
Source: the annotation of a GenBank genome assembly